This is a messenger RNA of Ixodes scapularis (black-legged tick), 1625 nucleotides long. Its product is annotated as glutathione S-transferase Mu 1. The record is from RefSeq and is a predicted model, not a curated record. Bases 449 to 1201 code for a protein of 250 amino acids. NCBI's taxonomy places the organism in Eukaryota, Metazoa, Arthropoda, Arachnida, Ixodida, Ixodidae. Gene Ontology annotation, molecular function: glutathione transferase activity. The transcript has 2 exons. Gene Ontology annotation, biological process: glutathione metabolic process.
GACUGUAGCUCGUAAUUCGAUACAGAGCCAGACAACGAGUGUAGAUCGAAAACAAAACGGCCCUAUACAGCUGCGAGGCCGUCACCAAGACUCGUGUUGUUUAAAAGAAAGCGCCAAACGACACAAAGAACACGUAUAACCCGACGUCCCUCAGGGUUUUAGAUUAGCACGCGACAAACCUAAAAGCGAGAGCUCCGCUUUACCCCUGUCCCAUAGGGACAGUAUCCCAGCAAGCAAAACCGGCCCAGUGCAAAUUAUGUCGCACGAGUUCAUAUCAGGUGAUGCCCCAUCCGACGAUCCCAGCGUUCUAUCGGCGGUUCACUCGGCUUAUCUCUAAUCAGCGUCCGACUGUCUGGCGUCCUCCCCAAAGCCCUUUUCUGCGAACUGCCGCACUUGACGCCACUGAGAGCACAGCUGUAGAGCCGGGCACGUCGGCUCCCCACAAACAAUGCCUUCGAACGCAAGCGACGCUGGUGGUACGUCGACGAUCACCCUGGGCUACUGGGGUGGCCUUCGGGGCAUCGUCGUGCCUAUUCGCUGCAUGCUCGAGUACGCCGGCGUGCCUUACCGCUUCAAGACCCAUGAGUACAUCCGAGGCGGGACCACGCCGGCGGAGCGCAAGGCGCGCUGGCUGGAGGACAGCGCGGUCCUAGCGCAACAGGGGCUGCCCUUUCCGAACGUGCCCUACCUUAUCGACGGCGACGUCCAGCUCAGCCAGAGCCUGGCCAUCAUGAGGUACCUGGCCAGAAAGUACGGCCUAGACCUGCCAGACGCUGACCUGGGGACUGCAGCCAGGUUGGACAUGAUUGAGGCCCAGGUGAACGACUUCAGGUGGAGCCUCAUCUACUACUGUUGGGAAGACAAGUACGAGGCCCUCCGCUGGAACUUCCUCGAGAACAUCCCCGGGGAACUGUCCCGCUUCAGCCAGUUCCUGGGGAACCGCCGGUGGCUCAUGGGCGACAGACUCACCCACGUGGACUUCAUGCUGUACGAGGCACUCGACCAGUACGCCCUGUUCAGCGAGGGCUGCCUCGACGCCGAGCCCAACCUCAAGGCGUACACCGAGAGGUUCCGGAACCUCGAGCCCAUAAAGCGCUUCCUGGAGUCCAGCGACUUCAAGCCCUGGCCCGUGCUGCUGCCCAACGCAACGCGCUGGGGAGCGCAGGACGAACCACCCAAGACGCUAACGAAGAGCUGCUGAAGGCCCGUUUUGUAUAUAAUAGUGGCACGUCCGCAACGUGAUUUACAAUAAGGAACGAGAAAUUCUGCGCACAUCUUACGCAACAUUGCGCAAGCUUCGUGUUGUACUCAAAAUCGGAGACAGCCAUGUAUACUACGCGACAUCGGCUCGUUUUCGCGCAUCACUUCGAAAGGGUAUGGGUGGGCACCGAACUUACUCCGUUGGGUCAGGUAUCCAAAUGAGUAGUUUACAUCAUGCUAGUAGUUUCGAUCCCAGCCUUUCAAAUCUUAGAGAAAAACAGAAAAAAGAAAAUUACUCCCGCUUGUUCGCGCUAACAGUGUCACGCAAUGUACUCUCCUUCGAGACGCACGCGGAACACCGACUUUCGAGGAUAAAUCUGUCCAGUUUGAACGUCUGCGAGUAUAAAUAAAACCAUAAAACGAAA